This is a messenger RNA of Fonsecaea nubica, 1716 nucleotides long. RefSeq lists its product as hypothetical. Bases 1 to 1716 code for a protein of 571 amino acids. The record is from RefSeq and is a predicted model, not a curated record. The transcript has 2 exons. Lineage: Eukaryota; Fungi; Ascomycota; Eurotiomycetes; Chaetothyriales; Herpotrichiellaceae.
AUGGCUGAUCCCUCACGACCGGUGACCGCGACGCCAAAUGCGAGGGCGACGGUCCCGCAGACGCCCCAGGAAUGGCUCGCCCACCGCGCCAUCAUCACGCAUUUAUACCGCGACCGGGAGCUGCCGCUCAAGGAGGUCCAGAGGAUCAUGGAGCGAGAGUAUCGCUUCAAGGCGACAAAACGCAUGUACAACACCCGCUUCAACCAGUGGAACAUACGCAAAAACUACCGCGCCGAGGAAAAAGACCUGCUCGCCGCGCGCAUCGCCCAGGCGCACCUCCAGAACCGGCCUGCCUCUCAAAUCACCUUCGAGGGCCGUCCGGUCAAGUUGCACCGCGUGCUGAGACAUUUCCGGGAUCCGAAGCGUGGGGUGGGGCCGGUUCGUGUGCGGCCGAAGCAGAGGGUUCACGGGACACAUUUUGAAGACGACGACAGCGAGCAGCAGGAUUCUUUCCCUUCGUCCAAUUCUGGCGGAGACGACGACAUGGUUCGCGUCCCUGUGAGACCUUCGGAGGUAUCCAGUGCCACACCCGCUGGAUCGGGGAAUACGACUUCCCUCUCACUGACGCCUUCGUCGUCGCAAUCCGACCGCGCCAGACAGCCUGACGACUUACCUAUCGAAACACCAACUCUGACCCCAACCCCAAGUCCACCGAUUCUCCCACCCAAGAACCAGUUCAACGCAGAACUCAUCCUGCAGCAGACGCGGACGUAUUACCUCAAAGCUGUGGACCCCUCGACGGCAGAAUUCGUGUCCAUCGACAAUAACGGCCACGCCACGGCGUUUUGGUCCAACGUCAAGUCCGGCAUCUACUUUCUGAAGAAGCAGUGCCCCGACCUGGCGUGGCCGCUGUUAAACCAGGCGUGCGCCCUGGUUGGGGACGACGUGUUUGCCACUUCGCAACUGUUUCUGAACAGCGUCUUCACCGUUCUCUCGCCUGUCAACACCAGAGUGUACCCGCAGGUGCGGAGCACGCUGCUGAAAUAUCUUGCCGGCAUGGCAGCCAUCAAGCUGCAGUCCCCGCGGCAUCCCUUGGCCGUCAUCUGCCGCGAGAUGGCCAGGGAGGACAAUCAACUCGGAGAUGCAGCCGCGGUGUCGGAGGCGGCGUCGCAUCUGACGCUGGAGGUGUUGACCCAGACGGUGGGUCGCCACCACCACGCCACGUUCGCCGUGCACCGCUCGCUGGUCAGCCUGCUGCGGCGGUCCAAGCGGCUCGACGCGGCGAAGCGACAGGGCGAGAACCUGGUCGAGGCGACCGAACAGGCGCUAAGUCUGACUUUGGCACUAUCAUCAUCAUCGAUGGAUCCUGGCCAGGACAUAUACUACCACCACCACCAACACCGGCCCACGACUGCAGUCAUGACGGACCUAUGCAUCGCCCUCACCGAGCUGGUCCACGUGCACAAGGACCUCGGCCAGCCCACGGUGGCGCGCGCGCUGUGCUCGUCCGUCAUCCAGAACUACCAGCUCCUCCAGGGCGUGAACUUCCCGGACACGCGCGCCGCGUACGCGAUGGAGGACAUGGCCGAACUGGCUGAGUUAAGCGUGAGUAGCGAAGGAGAUGCUGGCGCUGGCGCUGGAGUUGAUACUGAUGCAGUAUACUGGCUCCGACGGGCGCUGGAUGCGUCGUGCAUGCUCCGCGGAGAGGGUGAUGCGGCCACGCUGCAUAUUCGGGAGAAACUGCGGGCGGUGACGGAGGGGGUCGUCGACACAUAG